UGUUGUCUCGAAGUUUCUUUCUGUAGGUUGUGUUCAUACUUAUUUCCAAACUAUUACAUAUUAGCAUACAUUUGCUAUAAAAGAAAAUUCAAUCAACCUUAAAUUUAUAUUGAUAAACUGGUGUCUGCGAGUAAGAAACAUUUCCAAUACGUUGUUAUUGAAAUAAUACUUCCUACAUAAUGGCAGACUCAGGUGAAAGCAGCAAUCAAGGAGCCAGUGGUUCAGAGGGACGACCAAAUACCAAAGUGGAAAUAAUCCAGUACUUGGAAGGACAGGGGGUUACUGAGAUGUAUGCUGUGAAUCCACUUACAUGGUGUCCUCAUUUAGAGACAGUGGCGCCACUUCCUGCUGGUACAACAGUUCUUGAUACAAAAGCCCCAUGUGAAAAGUGUGGUAACACAUCAGAAAACUGGAUCUGUUUAGUGUGCUACAGGGUAUUCUGUAGCAGAUUCGUGAAUGAACACAUGGUAAUGCAUGGUGUAGAAGAAGGACAUAUGAUGUGUCUGAGUUACUCAGAUCUGUCGGUCUGGUGUUAUGGUUGUGAUAAUUACCUAGAUCACGAGCUUCUCAAGCUAGCGAAAAGUGCUGCACAUCUUCACAAGUUUGGAGAAGGAUUGCAGUGACAACUUUAAACAUGUCAACAAAAGAAACAUGUCAACAAAAGAAACAUGUGGACAAAUUGAUUGUCAUAGUUCUAUUUUUAUUGCACUUGUCCCAUAAAGUGUCAUGUGAGCUGCUACUGUCACUUCGUGAUCAUCUGAAAAAUAUUAUAUUUUCUCGUAUUAUCCGUAAACCACUAUGUCUAUUUAGAAUAAACCUUUGAUGGGAUAGUCCUUGGACAUCCUUUUCAGCAUAAUAUCCCAAGAGUCAACUUGUUGUCACUUAUCUCUGAUGGGCAUAGCUAAAGAAAUUAUAAGCAAAAAUUGAAUUGAAGUAAACUUUGUUUUCUUCAUUGAAGAAAAGUAUCAUGCAGGCCUAUCCAUCUCCCAAGACGACAACAACUGCUGAACUAAUUUUAAUGUUAAGCCAAGGAUUUGUAUAAUUUACUAUACAAAUCCUUGGUUAAACAUAGAGGGGAAAUGUAAAUAGGGAGAUUUUGGAAAUUAUGUUACACAUUCGAUAAAAAUAAGCAAUUUUAGCUACUUGGAUAUUUCAGUUUAUUAUUUACCAAUCUGAUUCAAUUGCAGAUCCCGUGUCCGUGCUUCGCGUACAAGGCUAUCACAAGUUCCUUUCUACUUUCUGUUUUAAAGAUCUUUCGGAAUCCUCUGGUUUUGUCAUAAAAAGACCGAAAUUUCAUUGGCUGGUGUAAUAAUUGACAGAAUAGAAAGUAGAACAGGAAGAUGUCAGAUCUUUGUAAGCAAAGUAUGGACACAGUAUUUGCAUUUUAAUCUGACAGAUUGCUUGUUUGCUGACUGCUAAUGAAUUAGAGCGGCUUACAGUUUUUUAAUUAAUUUGGGGUGGUGGUAGAAUUUUCUGGUAUUUUCUUGACCAAUUUAUAUUUUCAGGAAAUCAGCCAUACCUCUUUAUCAUUUUUAUGUAUACAAUUAAUAUAUGCAAUGUGCGAUGUAUAAUUGUUAUUUCCUUUAAAAAGGUAAUAGUAUGUAAAGUAUGUAAAGCUAUUUUUGUCAAGAUAUAUUGUUGUAUCUAUAAUAACUUAAAUGCCUUUGUUAACCUACGUCUUAUUUCUUACAGAGACAUUGGGUAUACGUGUACGUCAAUGAGACAUCAACCCAGCGACAAAAUAACCAAAAUACAUUUACAUAUUGUACUAUCGUAUUUAAACGUUUUGCUAGAA
Messenger RNA from Mytilus californianus (California mussel), 1795 nucleotides. RefSeq names its product histone deacetylase 6-like. Lineage: Eukaryota; Metazoa; Mollusca; Bivalvia; Mytilida; Mytilidae. Gene Ontology annotation, molecular function: zinc ion binding. The transcript is spliced from 5 exons. Bases 180 to 623 code for a protein of 147 amino acids. The record is from RefSeq and is a predicted model, not a curated record.